CGUUGUAGCUGGGUAACCGACUACAGCGUUAGCACACACAGCAAGACAUCAAAACUGCGAGUUUGGCGCUCAGUAAAUCCCCGAAUUUUAUCCACCGAUAGUCUCUGUAAAUUCGCCAGGAUUCCUCGUCGAAAGAUGCCGGUAGCAGAGGACACCGCGGAGAGUGAAGCGGAGGAUAUGGAGGAGGACAGGAGUACUCCUGACAGCGAAAAUGACGACGAUGAUUCCGAUAUGGACACAUCGGGUUCUGAAGACAGCUCGGAAUUUGAUGAGGAAGACUGUGAACGUAGAAGGAUAGAAUGUUUGAAUCACAUGAACGAUCUGGAACGUCAGUUCACGGACCUGAAGGAGCAGUUAUACGUGGAGAGGGUGGGGCACCUGGAUUCCAAGUUGGGCCAGGUGCAGAAGGGAGAUUCCAUGGACUACAAGAAGCUAUCGGAGUUGGAGCAAACCAUGACCAUGCGCAGCCACAUCGCUGGAGUGCUGCGAGAACUCCGACUCAACAACAUCAAGAACAAGUACGAGAGCGAGGGCAAGGCUUCUCACGAGAAUCACGAGAGUGAGAAAAUGCUCCUCAAGGAUAUGCUGAGGGCAGAGCUGGAAGAAAAAAUCAGACGGCUAGAAGAGGACAGACACAACAUUGAUUUCACCACUGAGCUCUGGAAUGAAACACAGGCCCUGAAGAGCAAAGGGAAGAAGUUUGACAUGACUAGCGAUAGAAAGAAGAAACCUGUCACUGUAGCUGGACCAUAUAUUAUAUACAAGCUGAGAGAUCAAGAAAUUCUGGAAGACUGGACAACGAUCAUGAAGGCAAGGGGUAUUAGCGCAAGGAGGAAAGAGGAAGAGCAAGGUUUGAAAUCCGAGAAGAACCCAUACAGUGCCAGAUACGAUGACGGCAAGCUGUACUAUGAAGGCAGCUUGUUCAACCGACGAGACCGUAUUAUCAUAGAAAACAAGGAUGACACGCCAGUCCUUGCCACAAUCACUGCCGUGAACACCGGAGAGGUCUGGGUGAGGCGAACGGAUGGAACUAAAUCUAAACUCUACAUUGCCAACUUGCAGAAGGGGAAGUACACAAUUCGCCACACAUGAUGGGUUCUUGAAGUGUUUCAUCGUGCGGUUUCCAACAAGCCUUUUAUUUGAAUUUGGGUAUUUAUUGCGUACUAACUUUUUAAACUCAGUAUUUAUAUGCGCCUCAAAGUUAGUCACAAUUGGUUGAGAACCUGUUACAUUGGGAUGUUUAAAUUGUUACAGGUAGAGUAGACUUUUUGCAGCUAUCCAAAAAUAAACUGACCAAAAUAUGUGAAAAAGCUAAUUUGUAUUAAAGAUAGUAAUGACUCUCAACUCCCUGUGAAAGUAUUCCUUCUGGCACGCUGUCAUUGUGAAGAAAACAACAAAAGAAGGUCAUUUCCAAAGAUGCGUCAAGUGACACAUCUAAAAUUCAUCAGGUUAGUUAUUAAGCAUCCGUCUUUACGUAUUGAGCACUUUUGUUUGCUCAAACAAACAAAAAGCACAAAUGACAAAUGGUCUACUCUACAUUUAAUUUAAUGUGGCUCCUGAGUCAAUGGAAAUCAUCUCCUUUCCUUAUUCUGUGUCACCGUAUUAUUUGAAAAUUACUUUGACAUUUCAUAUUUUUUUCUCUCAGAAAAACAGACUUUGUCUUGCAUGCACUUUUUGCAAAUAGUAGGGCUGGAAUCUGAGAAAUUUGGAGGGCAGUCUGAGCUU
Patiria miniata (bat star) is the source of this 1725-nucleotide messenger RNA. It is a transcript of the gene brms1l, whose product is annotated as breast cancer metastasis-suppressor 1-like protein. Gene Ontology annotation, molecular function: histone deacetylase binding. Gene Ontology annotation, biological process: negative regulation of transcription by RNA polymerase II. Lineage: Eukaryota; Metazoa; Echinodermata; Asteroidea; Valvatida; Asterinidae. The transcript is spliced from 9 exons. The coding region runs from base 136 to 1092 and encodes 318 amino acids. The record is from RefSeq and is a predicted model, not a curated record. Gene Ontology annotation, cellular component: Sin3-type complex.